AGUCAGUCAGUUAGUUGAGUUGAAUAGCUCAACACAGAACCAUGGAGGCAUACGUGAAUUAAGACGAUGGCCGUAAAGAUUACAAUAUUAUAAUAUGUAUUGGAUGUUAUACAUGUAGUGUAGUUUAAUGUUUGUUACCGUCUUGCUGAAUUAAAGAAGUCCAAUCCACAGUUAUUAGAUGAUCUGAUUAUGUUACAACUCUCAAAUGAAAUUGAGUUAUGUGUUUAUAUAUAUAAAAAAGCAGUGAUAAUUUGGUAAAAUUACCAUUGUCAAAAUAUCCAUCAAAUACUAUCUUGUUUAUGACGUAUGUUUGGUAGACCAAAUAAGGUAAUGGAUGUUCUCCAUAUUUGCGAAGGAAAUUAACUCAAGGUCAGUCUAUGACGUAAAAGAAUUGGGGCGUUAUAAAAGAGGGUGUUGAGCGAAAUUUAGGAGAGCUAACCCAGCUCCGAGCAGUCAUCAAAACUAUAUACAAGUUAUUGAGAACGAGGAACAUUGAUGCAAAACAGUUUUAAUAAUAAGUUGUAGGAACGAACUAACCUGUAGUUAUAUUUACGAUCACAAAGGAAACAACAAAGAAUUCCGGUGUGAUUGCUACAGUUGGUAACCUAAUGGUGCUGACAAUGUUUUGUAGAGAAAAACAACUUAGAAGGAAGCCACAUAAUCUUCUUUUGCUGAAUCUGGCUAUAGCUGAUAUAGGAAUAUCCGUGUUCGGUUAUCCUAUGACAACUGCUUCCAAUUUCGCUAAAAGAUAUUUAUUUGGAACCACGGGAUGUAUGAUUCAAGGGUUUGCAACAUUCACGUUAGCCCAAACUGAUAUGAAUACCUUAGCCUGUUUGAGUGCCUACCGUUAUAUUAGUGUUUGCAAACCUCAAUACAUUUACAAGUUGGACAUAAAGUUCACUAAAUGGGUAAUAGCCUUCAUGUGGAUAUACUCUAUAAUUUGGACGGCUCCGCCAUUAUUUGGAUGGAGUUCCUAUACUUUUGAGCCUUUUGGAACAUCAUGCAGCAUAGAUUGGGCAAAUCGUAGUACAGCAGCUGUUGUGUAUACCUGGUGUUUGGUUGUAUUCUGUUACCUCCUCCACGUCUUCAUUAUGAUAUUUUGCUACACCAGUGUAUGUACAAGGGCAAAGGAAAUCCAGAAUAGUCUUGAAAUGUCCACGAUUAAACCCAUGGGUGGGGAGGAUAUAACUUGCUGUAAAAAAUUAGAAGUUGAAAAACACGUUACCUGGAUAUGUCUGCUAAUGACAGGAACGUUUACCAUUCUCUGGUCACCUUAUACGUUUGUGUGUCUUUGGUCUGUCUAUGAUGCUAAUCUACCAAUAUGGAUCACCACCUGGCCAACCAUGUUUGCUAAAGCUUCUUGUAUGAUUAAUCCGAUCAUCUAUUACCUGAGUAAUCCAUUAUUCAGGAAAUGUGCUGGAAGACUUUUAAGCUGCCAAUUCCGUCACAGAGAAAUCGUUAGACCAAGAUACAGGUAUAGAGUUAAUAAACAAUCAAGUGGCGGCAUGGUCAACCGUGAAACAAAUCAAGUAGAAACUCAUUUCUUAUAAAAUUGUUUCAUAUACAUGUAGGGAACAAACAACAACAGACUGGGACCAUUACCUUUCAAACUAACCAUCCUAACUCAUAAAUCUUUACAGAGAGAGAGAGAGAGAGAGAGAGAACUAACAUAUGGUUCAAUUGUAUUUUAAUAAUUCGCUUAUGCUUAGGGGUUUUAAGCAGCCGGGUGGGGGACUGGAGGAAACCCACUAAGUUGACCUGGUGAUCCUACUCCACGUACCAGCGGGAAAUCGAAACCACACCACUCUGCUGAAUAACAGACCUUAUAAUCUAACGCGCACGCCCUAAACCAUUCGGAAACACAAACCCCAUCCCCCUCCCCCAAAUCUUUAAAGAAUAACUGGUGUAUGUAUAUGGUCUUGGUGGAUGGGGAUGGUUUUUCAAAUAAAUUGAAGUAUUCUAUUCUUUCAUUCUUAAUUCAUCCGUUAAUGUCCCGAUUUUAUAUCGCUACAUAGACAAUGUGAAUGUACACUCAAUCAAUAAACUAUAUUUAUGAAAA
This is a messenger RNA of Patella vulgata (common limpet), 2059 nucleotides long. RefSeq names its product rhodopsin, G0-coupled. Gene Ontology annotation, biological process: visual perception; G protein-coupled receptor signaling pathway. Lineage: Eukaryota; Metazoa; Mollusca; Gastropoda; Patellidae. The transcript is spliced from 6 exons. Gene Ontology annotation, molecular function: G protein-coupled receptor activity. The record is from RefSeq and is a predicted model, not a curated record. Gene Ontology annotation, cellular component: membrane. Bases 609 to 1550 code for a protein of 313 amino acids.